This is a messenger RNA of Myxozyma melibiosi, 931 nucleotides long. RefSeq lists its product as uncharacterized. The record is from RefSeq and is a predicted model, not a curated record. The transcript has a single exon. Lineage: Eukaryota; Fungi; Ascomycota; Lipomycetes; Lipomycetales; Lipomycetaceae. Bases 105 to 890 code for a protein of 261 amino acids.
UGCGACUUGAAACUACAAUAAGAGAAGAAGAAGAAGAAGGAGAAUAUAUACAAGAACAUACAAAGAAGAUAUAACAAGAACAGCAGAUAAUAACAAAAAGCAGCAUGUCCUUCCUCCUCUGCUGCUGCGCUCCCCGAAAACCAGCAGCAGCAAACAAAUCCCUGCGCGGUGCCAGAGCUGAUCCGCCUCCGGCAUACUACUCCGACUUCAACUUCUACGCCGAACAGCUCCGAGACCGCGAGCUCGGCCGGUUCAACGACGACGAGAGCGAUGGCGAUAGCGACGGAGAGGGGGAGGAGGAGUUUACUGCGCUGUUGAGGGCGCGGAGGGGAGAUGGUCAACAGACGUCUCUCAGAUCGCAUUGGUUUACGUCGUGUUUGGGACGGCAAAAGCAGUAUGUGUCUCUAAUAUCCUCUAUUACAUCAUUCUGUUAUUGUAUUAACACUUUCUAUAGACACCACACAGUCUUCUCCACCCUGCCAAACCGCAAACCGCCCUCCUUAAUAUCCACAGAGUCCCUCGCCGGCAUCCUCAACCCAUCAACAUCUCCCUCCUCUCCCCGCCGCGUCUCUACAUCAACCCCCGUCUCUGGCCGCUACGAUCUGCCUUCAACCGCCUCUGCUGAAGAUCCAAUCGAGGACUUUGGUCUGGCUGACGCGCAGCUCGUUCCCGACAGCUUCGUCGUCUCCGUCCCGCUCCGCGACACGAAGCCUUCUCACUCUGAUCCUGCCUCCGCUCCUUCUUCGCCACAGUCUGCAGUUACUGACUCUGCUCCUCCUUCUGUCUUGUCUACAGAGGAUAAUGAUUCCCGUCAGAAUCUCUACAGUAUGAGUAUGUACGAUCAGCGAGGCUUUGUCUCUGAUCGCACUUUUUCCGGAGUUACCGUUUAGCUUCUAUACUAUCUUUAUAUCUACUUGCUACUGUUUGGUCA